This is a messenger RNA of Staurois parvus, 933 nucleotides long. NCBI's taxonomy places the organism in Eukaryota, Metazoa, Chordata, Amphibia, Anura, Ranidae. The record is from the annotation of a GenBank genome assembly.
AUGUCUUUCACUCUUGUGGGUCUAUCAGACCAUCCACCGACCAUGAAUGCACUUUUUGGGCUUUUCCUUCUGAUCUAUCUGAUGACUCUUAUCACUAAUCUUCUUAUAUUUUUCUUGGUCCUCACUGACCACCAUCUGCACAACCCAAUGUAUUUUUUUCUUGCCAACUUGGCAUUUCUGGACAUGUCCUAUUCAUCAGUGACCACACCAAGGAUGCUCUAUGACUUGGUCACAAAAAGGGUCACAAAAAGCCAAUCGAUAUCCAUUCCUGCCUGUAUAUCCCAAGUCUUUUUCUACAUCUCCUUUGCUUGCUCAGAACUUUUGUUGCUCUCGGCUAUGUCCUACGACCGCUACAUUGCCAUCUGCCACCCCCUACAUUACAAACUAAUGAUGUCUUGGAGGGUCUGUGCUCAUAUGGCCUCCAUGGUCUGGGUUGCAGGAUGUUCUGUCUCUUUGGUUUAUGCUUUACUUUUGCUCAGGUUGUCCUUCUGCAGAACAUCUUCCAUCCACAACUUCUUUUGUGACCUUCCUCAUAUGAUUCAAAUUACAUGUACUGACCCCUUCAUAAACAUGGUGGUCAUAUUCUUAACAGGUGCUACUUUUGGAUUAGGAAUCAUUCUUAUGACCUUUCUUCCAUAUGUCUAUAUUCUUAGUACCAUCCUCAGAAUCAGUAGCAAGACUGGAAAGAGGAAAGCGUUCUCCACCUGCACCUCACACCUCACCGUGGUCUUCAUCUUUUAUGGAUCUUUAAUUUUUAUUUACUUUGUUCCAUCUUCCACCAAUAUGGCCAUUUUAAAUAAACUGUCUACAGUCAUAUCUGCCCUCAUUAACCCAUUGCUGAAUCCUCUGAUCUACAGCCUGAGGAACAAAGAUCUCAUGGAGGCACUUCUGAGGUCUUAUUAUCACUUACAGUUGAUCCGGGCAUCAUUCUGA